Molecule: messenger RNA, 1063 nt
Organism: Suillus paluster
Lineage: Eukaryota; Fungi; Basidiomycota; Agaricomycetes; Boletales; Suillaceae
Exons: 2
Source: RefSeq, a predicted model, not a curated record
CAUGGGAGUGACCUGCAGUCCUGCUAAACAAUAUCUAUUUACCAAGAGGCUCGUCGCCUGCAUGGGCAGCAGCAUGCCUCAUAGUUUACGUCAUGCUGCCCUUUGUGCUGCUCACAGUGCCUGGGAAGUCUUUGCCUUGAUCGAUGUCAUUGAUGAUGUGAUGCUACAGGACAUGGUUUUCACCAAGUUCUCCCCUGCUGGUGCAACACCCGCUGAUGAUGGUUCUGACUGCACAUUUGAUUAUGGCUGCAACAUGCACUAUCUCGAACUGGUCUUUGCCCUCGCAAGGAAUGCCAACUGGCACCCCCAUUUGUCUAGGGAUGGCCAUAUAGAUCAGUGCAUUAGCAUGAUUGCACAGUGCUGUGAAUUAUCCGAGUCAGAGCAUGCAUUUUACCUAGCUGGUAUCUUCCUCCGAAUCGCAUCUGAACAGGCGUCAGUUACACCCCUCACUUCUAUCACAGAGCAGCAUUGGUGGGAGGUGACAAGAUGGGCAUGGGACUCUGCUUACGAUACAACUGGCAACAUGCACUGCUUCGAGUUCCUUCCCGUCCUUGUGGAAGGGACAAAGAAGCAUAUAGAGAUUGCUCCGCAACCCAAUCUCGAGCAGCUCAUCAAAGUUCUGGAUCAUUUGCUGAGGUGGAAUUCAGAGCAGAGGGAGGGUGUCCUCAUUGUUGUGAGAGAGUUGAGGGCUGUAGCAAGUGAGAAGCUUGAGAAGCUUGAGAGGUCCGGUCAAUAGUUUUUGGGCAGGAAAUAUGUUAUUAGUCCCCUGAUUAUCACGAUGCUCACAUAUUCUGGGAUCGCAGGAGGGCAUGGUGAACAGUGCAAGUGCAGAAGGUAGAUGAGAUGAGAAGCAGCAAGCAGCAAGACUUGAACAAAUUUGAUGACUCUAAAUUGAUGGACGCACAACUGCAAUGAACACGAGGGAUGUGAUGCAAAGACUCGGGACACUGGCACAUAAAACAUUGUCAACAGCGAUUCCUUGUCGCUACAACUGGACGCCGUCACCUGCAAAGUUUUGUACCUGGCUGCCCGAGUCAACCAUUUAUCGGACGAGAUCCUCAUA